Rhizophagus irregularis DAOM 181602=DAOM 197198 is the source of this 1150-nucleotide messenger RNA. NCBI's taxonomy places the organism in Eukaryota, Fungi, Glomeromycota, Glomeromycetes, Glomerales, Glomeraceae. The record is from RefSeq and is a predicted model, not a curated record.
AUGCUUCGCUUAUGGCCUGAUGAUAAUCAAAUUCUACAAAUCUUAAAUAAUUCUUAUCAACUUGCUCGUGAAUUAGCAGAAUUUCUUCAAAUGCUUCAACCAGUAGAAUUGCCUAUUGUAAUUAAUGAGCCAAAAGUACAUGAAAUAAAAAGUGAAACAUCUGAAGGUGACGAAUCAGAUAUUCCAGCUGUGUUAAACGAAGUAUCUGUAAUUAUGAAACAUGGUUCUGCAGAAAUAUUUGAUAGUGAUUAUUCCGAUCUAAUAUUUAAUGAGGGACAGUUCCAACUUAAAAGAAUUAAUGAAAAACCAAAUAACUUAUCAAUUAUCAAUGGUGGAGAUAGUGGUUUAAAUUCAUCAAAUUCUAUUAUGCCAAAUAAAGCCAGAUUUAAUAUUAAUAAUUCUAUAGUUCCAGAUAUAGAGAAUGCUAAUGUUUCAAGAGAUGUACCAUUAAUUAAAGGAAACUAUGUAUUUGUUAAAUAUAGAAAUCAAAUGUGUAUUGGCCAGAUUAUAGCUAUUUAUUAUGAAGCUUAUUCAAAUCAUUGUUUUGCCAAUGAACCAAUAACAACGUUAGAUGAUAUUUCAUAUAUUUCAUUACAUGUUUACAUCCCUAUUCAUCUUGAUCUUUUUAGUGAUAUAGUUCAAGAGGGUUGUUAUAUUUUAACGCAUCAUUUAGCAUUUAAUAUUUUUUAUCAUAUUUUACCGUCUGGCAUUUUAAUUGAAGGGAAUAUCUUAAAAUUAUUGGGUUCUUCGGCUUUCUUGGUUCUGCGGUCAAGGUUCUCCGGCUCUUUUCGGUUCUGUGGUCAUUGGUUCUUCGGCUCUCUCGGGUUUGCGAUCAAAGGUUCUUUGGCUCUUUUCGGUUCUGCAGUUAAGGUUCUUCGACUCUUUUUUGGUUCAGUCAAGGUUCUUCGGCUCUCUCAGUUCUGCGGUCAAGGUUCUUCGGCUCUGAUGGGUAUUAUCAAGUACACACGAUGGUUGCAAUGAGAUAUUAAUCAAAAAUCGAUUAUAUGUUGUUUCCCUACUAAUAUAAUCUCAUUUCGACUUUCGGCCACAAAAUUUAUCGUAUGUCUUUUUUUUCAUUUUGCUUCUUGCAUUUUGUUUCCUACUAACUUUAUUUCGUUUUUUUAGGUCCUUUGGCUCUUUCGGUUUUGCA